Zasmidium cellare ATCC 36951 is the source of this 783-nucleotide messenger RNA. RefSeq lists its product as uncharacterized. The record is from RefSeq and is a predicted model, not a curated record. Bases 1 to 783 code for a protein of 260 amino acids. Lineage: Eukaryota; Fungi; Ascomycota; Dothideomycetes; Mycosphaerellales; Mycosphaerellaceae. The transcript is spliced from 2 exons.
AUGGUGCGGUCUUCAACUUCCCGUCCAUCGUCAGCAGAGAUGGCAUCCCCAGCUAUCACGCCGCGAAACUCUCCCGACCAGAUCGCAGAUGCCAGAGCCCGAAAUGAAGCUACGGAGAAUGACGAUGACGCCGUCUCCAUCCAAGCCGACAUGGAAAAAGCAAUCGUCGCACUGAACUUCCACAAGAUGCUGCGCUCGAACGGCCAAGCCUUUGUCGGCGGCUCCAUCCUCAAGUCGAAGGUCACCAUCCGCUUCACGCCCGUCAUGAGCACGCAAAUCCCCGGAUGUAUCCUGACGGUCGAGUCUGACGACGAUGGCGGAGACCUUCCGUGGGGCAUCAGCAAAGUCGACGUCUACGUCUUUGCCAAUUGCUUGGCCCGACUACCGAGUCCAGAUGGAACUCAACAUGAUGGCCCGCGGCCACGCCGACCUAUGUUCUCGGGUAUCGCAGAACACCAGCAACGAGAGCUGCAGCAGCGAGCCCAUGGUCUCAAAGCCGGCGACGAGGGAUUAUCGCAAUUCGAGUGGAUUCUGGUCGCUCUGUUCACGGAGUCAGAAGUCGAUAUUCUACGGUAUUGGCCGAGCAGCGCCGAGUGCAGCGCGGUCUUCCUGAGAUUUGAGAGUGUUUGGGGUGCUGCCCUCAAAGACGCUGCUGUUAUGGGCAAUUUCCCAUACUAUCGACGCCGUGCGGCAAGUCAGGGGCUGAGCGUCACUUCUCCCAUCUUCCGGCCUCAGUUGGCCGUUCCACCACCAAAUCUCGUCACAGAGUGGCGGGUGACGUAA